Argiope bruennichi is the source of this 2265-nucleotide messenger RNA. Its product is annotated as cilia- and flagella-associated protein 43-like. Gene Ontology annotation, cellular component: axoneme. Gene Ontology annotation, biological process: cilium assembly. NCBI's taxonomy places the organism in Eukaryota, Metazoa, Arthropoda, Arachnida, Araneae, Araneidae. The transcript has a single exon. The record is from RefSeq and is a predicted model, not a curated record. The coding region runs from base 1 to 2265 and encodes 754 amino acids.
AUGUCGGAAGAAACUAGGUUUCUCUCAGUUAUAGAACCGCAAAUAAAAAAAGAUCACGAAUUGAUCCCAUGGGUAACAUCACUGAUUGAUAAAUUGAAUGAAAAAUCUUUCAGAAACUUGGAAACAAAAAGAACACAUAUUUUUCAAGGAAUGUUAUCAUUUAAAGAAGAUGUAGAAACUCUGCUGAAUGAAAGUUCCUCCAUCCCAGAGGAGCAUCAAUGGGGAAACGAAGAGUUCGUUAUGGAAGAUAAAUUAAGAGACAAUUUGCUAAAAGAAAGGGAAAAAGACUUAGCAGACAAUAAGCAAGCUUUGACGACGCAAUUAAAUAAUGGAUUGAAACUUAUUAAUGAUAUCAAACGCAAAUGUUUGGACAGUAUGCUCCAAAAAGGGAAUAUUUUGGAUGCAUUUGAAAAACGAAAAUCUUUACAUAAUUAUCCCGUUCCACAUUUUUCUGAUACUUCAAAACUUCUCAUGCAAAGGGCGUUGAAAUAUUUUCAAAUUAAUAAAUGCUUAAAAUAUCUAGUGGCUGAAAAAGAUUUCACUGAAACUGACAUUGAGUUAAAUUUCAGCGAACAAGAGUAUGACGAAGACAAAGAAAAAAUUGGUACAAACUUGAGAGAAGAUAUCCUGUUCAUGCAAACUAAAGAAGAAUGUGUCAAUUACACUCUCCUCUUAGAAUACAUAAUUUUUCAUAAAAGACUAGCAUUUAAUAAACGGUUUGAAAACUUACUUCAACUCAAGAAGGACACAGUAAAGACCAUAAAGGCCAAUAACUCACAAAUAAGAAACAUGUUGACUGCAAUUGAAGAAGAGAGGGAGCUAUGGGAGCCUGAUGAUGUAGUAGAAACUCUUGAAUCUAAAUUCCAACCCACGGAAGAAGAAAUAGAAGAGAACUGUCACUUGAAAUCAGAAGCAGAGUCAAAAGUAAUGAAAGGAAUUGCAGCUGAUUUUCUGGAAGAUGAAUGGCUGCAAAGAAUAUUAAAUCCAAAAGUUAAAGAAGCUCAACCGAAACUCAAACGAGAAGCUAUAGGACGCAUGAAAAAAGAAAUAGACAAAUUAAGCAAAAUUUCGUCCGAUGCAUAUAAUCAUUAUGAGAAAAGUCAUAAAAUGUUAGUGGAGGAAAAAUUACAGUGGGAUUUAAAUAUCAACCAGGAAGAAUUGCAACUGUUUUUAAUUAUUUUCUGCACAAGUAACAACAAACUUAUUAGAAGAGGAAAUUUAUUCUUUAAAGAGUGCAUCGAGGGUUUAAAAAGAGUAGCCGUUGUUGUCGAUUCUCAACGAGCCAAAAUAGAUCUUUUAACUAUGAAUAUGAAUAAAAUCCGAGAAAAUUUGAUGAAAGAAGUCGCGAAAAUCGAUGGUGAAGUUCAGCAACUGAGUAGAAUGUCUCGAAACAAGCAGGCGUUUCUCGACGCAUAUAAAGAAAGACCGAGAAUGAAAUCAAUUUCAGAGACACUAAAUCCUUUCGCGAAUAAAAGCAGUUUAGAAUAUGAAAGUUUUAAUUACUUAAAUUCAAAUAAGAUGAAACCACCACGAGUUCCAAUGAAUAUCUGGAAAGAGCUAUGCGCACUGAGAGAAGAAAGAGCGAAUAUGGAGAAAAAACUCAGGAUGAGUGAUUUUGAUUUUUCAAAAUUGGAUAAGAAAAGGAAUGAAAUUAAGAACUGGCAGAGUGAUUUGAGGGCGUUCAUUCUGGUCAAAUCCGUAUUUUUCAAGUACAUGCACGAAAAAGAACUGGAAUGCAACGUUGAAAUGCCACUAGUAACAUCUAUCACCAGCGAACAGCUUGAAACUGAAUAUCCACUUAAACUCGCGUUUAAUCAUUUGAUUUUCAUUAAAAGAUACCACGUAGAAGCCUUGAAUAGUGUUAUUAGCAUUGCAGGAGAAAAUAAACUCGAACUUCUGCAUAAAACGGCAACAGCUAAAAAUCAAAUUCAGAGAAAUGUGACAAGAAUACAAAACAUAAAUUUAGAGCUCAGAGAUUUGAAAACUGAUAUCCAAACAGUUCUGAAUACCCCAUUAGGGCGUGAAGUUCUGAAUGCUCUGCAAGAUCCAAUGGGUUUUGGCCCUCAUGUGAAAAUACAAGAAGUAGAGAAGACGCACAAACAAGAAAAGCAUGACAUUGAACGGCAGAUGCAGAAUGUGUCCAAAAAUAUAAAUAACAUAAAAAUGAGAAUGCAAAAUUUACAUAAGGGAAUGAGUAACAGAAUGAAAGAAAUAGACGUAUUAAAAGGAAAAAUUGCUGAAUUACGCAAUUUGGGAGAUAAAUAA